ACACAAAACAAAUCAUCCAAUCCAAUUCUGGCUGCAGCUGGUUCCCGGCCUCUUAAUUAAAGUUAGUACUGUAUUACCUCUCCGUCCCCCACCCCUACCUAUGCCUUAGUAUUAUGCUUCUUCAGAUUACUGGCUGGUAUUAAUUGCCGGGUUCUUAAUAAUUAGAUCGAUGGAUCUCCCUGCUGCAGGCACGGCACACGUCGUCUGUGAAUGAGUAUAUUUACUGUAUAUAUGUAUCUCUCUGUCUUUGCCUCAUUAUUCUCGAUCGAUCGCCCAUUUGAAUCCACAACCGUACGUACGUGUCUUCUUAAUUUCACAUGAUCGAUCACAAGCACUCCUAAGUUAUUUCAUGUUAAUUACAAUCCUCACUAGCUAGCUACUACCCCUGAGUACUAUCACUCUUCUUUCCAAUUUCGAUCGGACUACUGGCUUGUCUUUUUACUAGUAUCUCCUUAAAUUUGGGAGCAUUAAUUUGUUAAUCACAUCUAUACACACAAAAUGGGGUCGAGAGGUGGAGGAGGAGGAGGUCGAAGGAGGGCGGAGAACGGGGGAUAUUGGUGGGUGCAACCUCUGAAGCCUCUGAUGGAAGGGCCGGAUCUUGAAUUAAUAAUGCAAGAUGAAUUUAUAAGCAACAAGGAGGAGACAUUAAUGAUCACCACCACCACCACUUCUUCUUCUUCUUCUUCCAAUAACAAUAAUGCUUCAUCAUCGUCGUCAUGGGAAGUGUUAAGGGAAUGGUUUCGAGUGCACAAGAACAACAACAACAACAACGUCCGCCCCCCAAAUGGCAAUGGCAAUGGCUUCUCAAUAAUGUCAGCAUUAAUGUACUACGGUGGUGGCGGCGGUGGUAUCCCCCACAUUCGGGCCAAAAGGCAGGAUUUGAGGCUUCUGCUUGGGGUAUUGGGCUGUCCUCUCGCUCCCAUUCCUCUCAAGUCUAUCACCACCAAUUUCCCAAUUCUUCACCGUCCACAAAUUAUUAAGGACAUUCCCAUUGAGACUUCUACCGCGCAUUAUAUAAUAGAACAAUACUUGGCGGCGACGGGAUGUAUAAAGCAGCAGCAGCGUAGUAGUAGUGGUGGUGAGAGUAUGAUGAUGAUAAAGAAUAUGUACACGACAGGGACUGUGAAGAUGAUAUGUUGCGAGACAGAAAUAUCAUCGUCGUCGUUGUUGUCAUCAUCAUCAUCAUCAUCAUCAUCUCCGUCUUCUUCUAGUUCUACUAGUAGUGGGAAGGCGGGAGGAGGAAGAGUGAAGAGUAUUGGGACCAGAUCAAGAGGGGAGAAUGGAUGCUUUGUGCUGUGGCAGAUGAGUCCAGGGAUGUGGUCACUGGAGCUGGUUUUAGGAAAUGGUACCGUUGGUGGUAGAGAAAAAGUCAUCGCCGGAAGCAACGGCAAGAUCGUUUGGAGGCAUACCCCUUGGCUCGGCACUCAUGCUGCAAAAGGUCCGCAUCGUCCUUUACGCCGUAUUAUCCAGGGACUAGAUCCGAAGAGCACAGCAAAUCUAUUUGGGGAAGCACAAUGCUUGGGGGAGAAAAGAAUAGGAGAGGAAGAUUGCUUUGUCCUAAGAGUGGCAGCUGAUCGGACGGCUGUGAUGGAGAGGAACGAGGGCCCUGCGGAAGUGAUUAGGCACGUUCUCUAUGGCUACUUCUCCCAAAAGACUGGGCUUCUAAUAUAUCUGGAGGACUCUCACCUCACUAGAGUCCAACCAAUUACACCACCAGAUGAAGCAGCAAACUUUAACAAGAAUAGCAAAAGCAAUACUAGUAGUAGUCAUAAUAAGGAGACGAGGACGGUGUAUUGGGAGACGACGAUCGGGAGUACCAUUGGAGACUACAGAGAGGUGGAUGGAGUGUUGAUAGCUCACGGGGGUAGGACAAUUGCUACCAUUUUCCGCUUUGGGGAGCAAUCCUCCUCUGCCACUGCCACUCCCUCUGCCUCAACGGAACAGUACUACCACUAUAGUAGGACUCGAAUGGAAGAGAUUUGGAGAAUAGACGAUGUGGUCUUCAACGUCCCUGGUCUCUCCCUCGAUUCCUUCAUCCCUCCUUCCGAUAUUGUACUAGUAUGAUUAUUGGAGUAAUUCUGAUGAUGGUCACUCAGCCAUGCAUCUCCUAGCUAGAUCCCUCCAUCAUAUAUACGCAUCAGCACUGCAUAUAUAUGUAUAUAUCCUCAUGCCAACAAAUCGAGCAUAAACAGAACAGGCUACAUUCACUUCACCAUUUAACUUUGGGAUGUUCGUUCUUUCCUUCAUUUUGAUUUGGAGCCCAUUAAAGAAACAAAAAGCUAAAAGACUCUCAGGUUUGCUUUGUAAAAUGAUGAAAUGUAGAAAUUUUAUACUAUCAAAUUUACGGUAGCCGUUAAAUUUUUUCAAGACAAAAUGUAUUUGGUUCAUAUCUCUAUUGAUACUCAAUCAUCAUGCUUUUGGC
Molecule: messenger RNA, 2422 nt
Organism: Rhododendron vialii
Lineage: Eukaryota; Viridiplantae; Streptophyta; Magnoliopsida; Ericales; Ericaceae
Exons: 3
Coding region: 499-2064 (521 amino acids)
Source: RefSeq, a predicted model, not a curated record